AUGGGUUUGUCCACAGGCCAAAGAAGAGUCGCUCGUUUGUUGUUCUAUUCAUUCGCACUGAUUGUUAUCAUCGCCUUUGUGCUCUGGCCACCGUUCUCUUACCCUUCAGUGACGGGACAUACAGGCCUACAGGGCACCCCAGACCACCUCCAUUAUAUAACAAAUGGAACUCUGGGGGUCCAAAAGGUCUUUGCUGUCAGUCUUCCUAGUAGAUUGGAUAAGCGCGACAACAUUGUCCUUGGCUCGUCUGUCAGCGGCUUCCAUGUCGAAUUUAUCGACGGGAUGACCCCAGACGAGAUAGACCCGAAGACAUAUCCCUAUAACUGGAACUCUGAACACCGGCCAGUUGAGUAUGCAGCUCGACGAGCGCAUGUCAAUGCAAUGCAAAGGAUAGUGAGCGAAAGACUGGGCAGCGCCAUCAUUAUGGAGGACGACGCGGACUGGGACGUAUCUAUCAAAACACAACUUCAAAGCUUCGCAAUUGCAGUCCGCGCUCUUCAACAGCCCGAGGAUACUACCUCUCCUUCUCCUUAUGGACACGACUGGGAUAUCCUUUGGCUUGGGCAUUGUGGCCUUGAAUGCAAGACUGACCUCCCCUCUUUCCUAACGCCCAAUGACCCUACAAUUCUCCCACCUCACCACUUCUUACCGUACUGGCGCGAUCCCCCGCCGCUUAAAAGGCCGGAUGAAUCUCGCCUAACAUGCACAGUGAGCGACGGGGUUUGCUCGAUCGUCUAUGCCGUGAGCUUUCGCGGCGCACAACGGAUUUUAGCGGCCCUGUCGGUAAACCCCUCAGGUAUCGCCGAGGAAAUCGACAUCGGCGCCCAGUUUGAUGUCUCACUGGGCCGUAUGUGUGGCAGCGGGUUCUUGAGAUGCUUUGGAACAUAUCCCUCGCUUACCGGCGGUUACACGGCCGCUGGGCCGGCGACAAAGGGCUCUGAUAUCAAUAGUCCUGCUGCGGAAUCAGGAGAGUCAUUGGACGGGCCAAUCGAGGGUCCGUCCAGCAAUGGGGUCAUGUAUAGCACGAUGCUCAACAUUAAUCGGCUUCUUCGUGGGGAGGCAACUGUGCGCUCGACUUGGGAUGAUACCCGAGUUCCAGAGGUUGACUUUAAUACUAUCCCUGUGCUAGGAGGUACCUUGCAAGUGUAA
Molecule: messenger RNA, 1149 nt
Organism: Aspergillus puulaauensis
Lineage: Eukaryota; Fungi; Ascomycota; Eurotiomycetes; Eurotiales; Aspergillaceae
Exons: 4
Coding region: 1-1149 (382 amino acids)
Source: RefSeq, a predicted model, not a curated record